Molecule: messenger RNA, 4643 nt
Organism: Conger conger (European conger)
Lineage: Eukaryota; Metazoa; Chordata; Actinopteri; Anguilliformes; Congridae
Gene: slc45a1
Product: solute carrier family 45 member 1
Exons: 9
Coding region: 194-2494 (766 amino acids)
Biological process (GO): transmembrane transport
Cellular component (GO): membrane
Molecular function (GO): sucrose:proton symporter activity
Source: RefSeq, a predicted model, not a curated record
AGGCGCAGGGACAGAGGAUGACUGAAAAAUGCCUGCAUCAAAGACACUAGGGGAAAAUUUGAAUCUGUAAUGCAUCUGAAAAAAUAAAUAAAACAAACUUUACGUCAGAUAGGGCUGUGCCAAUUUUAUCCAAAUGGUAUGCUGUAGUAAACGUGAACAGAGCCCCUGAAAAGAAAAAAACAGGCAGAAAGUAAUGUCAUCCCAAGGGAUGGGCACCCCGAGUGACCCUCUCCUGACCAGUCCUGGAGGGGGUGUCAGCUCGGCUCAGGACGGGACCUGGAGACCGUCGAUGCCCAAGACCUCCAGCUUCCCUUCAUCCUCCACCCGCCACCUAAGCCACCGCGCCAACAAUUUCCAGAGGCACCCAAAGCGUAGGAAGCUCAUCCGACCAUCCCCGCCGCCUCCCCCAAAUACGCCAUGCCCCCUGGAGCAGCUGGACUUGGCUGAGCUGCCCCCCCGGCGCACCUUCUCCGAGCUGCUGUUCAAUGGCUGCAUCUUAUUUGGAAUUGAGUUCAGCUAUGCCAUGGAGACAGCCUAUGUCACCCCUGUCCUACUACAGAUGGGCCUGCCUGACCAGUUCUACAGUCUGGUGUGGUUCAUAAGCCCCAUACUGGGGUUCCUUGUUCAGCCCAUAUUGGGAGCUUGGAGUGAUCGCUGCACCUCCCGCUUUGGCCGUCGACGCCCUUUCAUCCUGGCUCUUGCCAUUGGAGCUCUGAUGGGACUGACUCUGGUGCUGAAUGGGCGGGACAUUGGAGCUGUGGUGGCCGACACUGUGUCCAAUCACAAGUGGGGGAUCGCGCUGACAGUGUGCGGGGUCGUCCUGAUGGACUUCAGUGCCGAUUCUGCGGACAACCCCAGCCACGCCUACAUGAUGGAUGUGUGCAGCCCCGAGGACCAGGACCGUGGGCUCAACAUACAUGCCCUUUUAGCAGGGCUGGGUGGCGGUUUUGGCUACAUCGUGGGCGGGAUCAACUGGGAUCACACGGAGUUCGGGAGGUCGUUGGGGGGUCAGCUAAGGGUCAUUUACAUGUUCACCAGCAUCACUCUGGUCGCAGCCACGGCGAUGACGCUCACCAGCAUUCCCGAGCGACCCCUGGCCCAGGCACAGCCCCCGAAGAGCUCCAGGAACGCACUAAAGAGCCCCAGCCUCCCCCUGCCGCCUUCUCCCCCCGCUGCCCUCGGCAUGGGGCCUGGGGAAGAGGAAGAAGAGGAAGAAGGUGCCCGCAGCUACCAGUGCUACGAGCCCCACCCCUGUCAGCCCGACUUGCUGGCACACACGUCCAGCGCCAGCGAGCAGCUGUACGCCGGUUUGACCAGUCCCAUCUCCCCCCUCAGCCCCCUCACGCCAAAAUAUGGCAGUUUCAUCAGCCGCGACAGCUCUCUCACAGGCAUCAAUGAGUUUGCCUCCUCCCUGGGCACGUCCUACAUUGACAGCGUGCUCAUCGACUGCUACACAGGCCAGCAGACGCCCCAGCCCCUUGACCCGGAUGCCGCGGCCCCACCCAUGCCCCCCGGAGACACCCCGCCUCCCCAGGGUCCACUGGCUGGAGGGGGUUUGGAGGGGGGCGGUGCCUCUGGCAUCCUGAAACGGCCCCAGAGCCUGGCCCUGCUGGACGACCCCCUGCUGACCACCACUGUGGGGACGGAGAGCGGCCGCAGGAGGACGGUCACCUUCAGUCAGCAGGUAGCCAACAUACUGUUGAACGGGAUGCGGUAUGACAGCGAUCUAAGUGACAGCACAGAAACCGCAGACACACAGCUGUCUAUGAAGCUUCUGUGCAUCGCCAUCUACAGGAUGCCCCCGUCGCUGCGCAGCCUCUGCACCAACCACUUCCUGGGCUGGCUAUCCUUUGAGGGCAUGCUUCUGUUCUACACUGACUUCAUGGGAGAAGCUGUGUUUGGGGGGGACCCAAAGGCGCCCCAUGACUCAGAAGCUUACCGCCGCUACAACGCUGGGGUCAGCAUGGGCUGCUGGGGAAUGUGUAUCUAUGCCUUCAGUGCAGCUUUCUACUCAGCCAUUCUGGAGAAGCUAGAGGAGCGUUUCUCCCUACGCUCUCUGUACUUCUUUGCCUACCUGGCAUUUGGUCUGGGCACAGGCCUGGCCACCCUCUCCACGAACCUGUACGUGGUGCUGUCCCUCUGCACCACCUAUGGCGUGCUCUUCUCCUCACUCUGCACCCUGCCCUACUCUCUGCUAUGUGAAUACUACCAGAGCCCACAGUUCUGUGGCUCCUCGGAGGGAGGGACCAGGAGGGGGAUGGGUGUGGACAUCUCUCUGCUCAGCUGCCAGUACUUCCUGGCUCAGAUCCUGGUCUCCGUGGCGAUGGGACCCCUCACCUCACUGGUGGGGGGGCCGCAGGGCGUGAUGUACUUUGCGAGCGUGAUGUCGUUUGUGGGCUGCCUGUACUCGUCGCUGUGCGUGGUGUAUCAGCUGCCCCCCCCUGAGGGUGAGCUCCCCCAGAGUGAGGCCCAGCCGCUACUCGUUCAGAUCUAACGCUCCCCUUCCUUCCCACAAGCACACACACACACACACACAAACACACUCACACACACACACACACACACACUCACACACGCGCACACGCACACGCACACAUGCUCACGCACACGCACGCACGCACACACGCACGCACACACACACACACACGCACGCACACACACACACACACAAACACACUCACACACACACACACACACACACACACACUCACACACGCGCACACGCACACAUGCUCACGCACACGCACGCACGCACGCACGCACACACACACACGCACGCACACACACACACACACGCUUCACCACCUGCACUGCACUCCUUACCUCCUAUCUCCCUCAGAGCAAACAGACAGACAGACAUUACUUUGUGUAUGUGUGUGUGCUGCAUGCAUUUUUUAUGUGCGUGUGAAUUUGUGUGUAUGUGCUUGUGUAGGCGUGUGUAUGUAGGUCUGAAUCUGACUCUAGUCUCAGUGUAUCUACACAGUGCUGCUUGCUUCCGUUUGGUUGCGGUUGUGUCAUGCUAUGGACAGGAAGUGUCUGUUUGUCUGUCCAUUAAGCUACAGUACUCAGUAAGUGCAAACGUACACAUCAGGGCUGAGUUAUUGGACAUUUUUAAAUGAUUCCACCUCUUUUCUGAAGGACCAGUCUUCAAAGUGAAAAUUACUAAUCAAUCUGGCCAUGGGUGACAAUAUUUAUUGUUGUAUCAGAUUUCCAGGAGCACUGUGUGCUCUUGUGUUAUCAGUAUAAGAAAUGCCUCUGAAUCUUAUUUAGAAUCUUCUUACAUUUAUUGGGCAUUAUUAUUUUGGUGGCCCUUCACAAACAGACUGUUACAGAGGGAUGGUCCUACUCUGAAUACCUGUGAAUGAACAGCUGCUCAAACCUGAGUCCUGAAAGCCUGCACUUUCUGAAGAGCUACUCAGCUCUAAAACCAACCCAACAUUGAGUAGCCCAAUGAGCCUGUCUGUCUGUCUGUCUCUCUCACCCACAGUAGGUAAGCUUUUAAGGAUAACUGUUUGAAUGUGUCACAAUGACCCACCCUGUCUUGCUGCACUAAACACCAGUAGGCGCACAGACGCAUAAAAUACGCACACGUUACAUGUAGCGAUACGCAUAAACAUAGGAGACAUGCAUGUGCACUUUCACACGUGUUGGGGUUUUUGCGCUGCUGUACUUGGGUACAUGAGAGCAGAGCAACAGUGAGUGAGUUCCAGGAAUAGUUGCCAGGAUGCCCACUGAAUUGAACAAAUCAUCCCAUCACCAGGGCUCUCCACCUUCACAAAGUGACACGCUCUCACGUGGGCGUGCAGUCUCAUAACACAAAAUACUCAGUUAUGCUGCAGGUGACCCCUCUACCAAGCCCCACAGGGAUGUUAUUAUCAUUAACAUGAUCAGGUGAAGGUUAAUGAGUGUUAUGAUAGUGCUUAUUAUCAUUAUUAUCAGGUGGAGCUGAAUGAUGGUUCCUGAAUCUUCAGAAUCCUUUUUUUGCUUCACACUCAUAUCUGUGCUGCACUCCCAUCUCGUUGGGAGGAGAGUGGAGACAAGAGUCCUGAUUCAACAGUCCACUGGGAAAGGAUGAUAAACUGUGCUGCUGUCUGGAGCCCAGCGGCUGGAGAGGAAGCUGGCAGGUCCACAGACGUCUGCACUUUGGGAACUGGAGACCAGCCGUACCGGGGAUACUCCUCUUGGGCACAAGGGGGCAUUGCUUCCCCACGGCUUUUUUUUUUCCACAUCCUCACUCCUGGACUUCACUGCCCAAACUACUCUCUGAGGCCUGCUCUUACUAACCUCGACUCACACACAGCUUUAAGUAUGCUUUCAUCAUGGAAUGCUUUCUAUAAAGACUUUCAGUCCUUCUCUGGGGACCCUCCCUGCUAGAUAUAAUGAAGUGUUUUGUUGUGCCUGACUGAAAAUGUCCUGUCCAGCAAUGGAGCCCCGUAGGGGAACAAUUAAGCAAUUCAUCAAAGGCUGCUUCCGUAAAGCUUUAAAAAAAAAAAAAAAAAAAGAAACUUUAUUUUUUUAAUUUCUUUCAUUUGACGUUACGCUUUCUAUCAGUAUUACAAAUUACUUCAUUUUGUGAAAUGCAGAUACGUUUUAUUUUGUAUUUAAAUUCAUCUUAACUUAUAAUAAAAAUCAAAAGCAGUUAA